Molecule: messenger RNA, 672 nt
Organism: Cylicostephanus goldi
Lineage: Eukaryota; Metazoa; Nematoda; Chromadorea; Rhabditida; Strongylidae
Source: the annotation of a GenBank genome assembly
AUGGUUUGUUUCGCAUAUUUACAGUUUGCGAUGGUAACUGAACGUUUUGUGGCUUUGUGGAAGCGCAGUAAGUACGAAUCAUUUGGAAAGAAAGUGGGAAUGGGCUUAGCAACUAUAUCGGUGGGAAUCUAUUCGAUCUUUUUUGCUUUCGCUGCUACUGCUUGGACACUGCGUCGCGAGGAAUACUCCACCACAGCUUAUUGUUCCUCUUCCACGCCAAAUAGUUUGACAAGAUUAUCAGUAUUAUGUAUAGUCCUCUGUGGUGUAAGUGUAGCUACGUCAGCAGGAAUAGCAAUUUUGUACAGCAGUAAUCAUGUUGCUGUCAAGAGUAAGCCGUUUGACCUGACUACUUCCUAUCAGCUGAACGAAAAUUACUCUGUUAUCAAACUUCUCCUGCCUUUAACAGUUUUCCAAAAUAUAUGCUAUGUUUAUUUCACUGCUUCGUCUGCAGUAUUUACACUACUGGCAAACAGAUUUGAGCAUACUACAUUUCGCAUUCUAUUUCCUCUUUGUUACGUCAUACCUUUCUACACCUUCGUUUGUCCGAUCUUAAUCUGGUAUAUCGUUCUGAAGUCAAGACGUCUUAAUAGAAAGAAACUUGAACAAGCUACACAAGUUCAUAACAAAGCGGAUGACGUAUACUUCGAUGCAUACUCGAAAGUGUGGGGAUGA